AUGGCCCGUCCCAACACCUCCACCGCCCCCUCCAACCCUCCCACACCCUCCAAACCAAAAUUCACCGUCCCGCGAUUGACACACCUCCGACAAUCCCGUUCACACUCGCACCUCCGUCCAUCCACUUCCUCUUCCACCACCACCUCCUCUUCCUUAAACGUCCCCUUCAACAUCCCAUUCAACUUGAACGCCAUUCAGCAGUCACUCAAGUCCUCCCCGCUAGCGGGAGGUAAAUCCGCUACGGCUGGCCGAAAAGCUCUACCAGCUCCAAGUAGGGGUGGUGGUAGUGGUAAACGAAGACCGAUAUCGGGGUUCUUCGAUUUGGACGGUGUGCCUGGUCUACCUGACUCCAAGGCGAAGCCAAAGGAGGAGAAUGGGGAGGGGCAGGUACCGGAUUCUUGGGACCCGACGUCGACGUUUGCCCCGGCGUUUGUUAAGCCCAAGAACAGUAUUCCUGGUGCUGGUGCUGGUACCGUCGUGGUGGGUGCGAAAGGGAAUGCAGUAGGAGUGGGAGGAGGACGAGGAGGGGAGAAGAGGUUAGGCGUGGAGAAACCAAACCGUGUAGGCGGGUACCUAGCCAGUGCACCCGCGCACCAGAUCACGUUCACGACGUCUACGAAUUCGAGUCAGACGAGUAUCGGGUCUGCGUCGCUUUCUGCGUCGGGUGAAGUGGAUAACCAGUACACUCAACAACAGCACCUCGCCCAGCAGCACCAAGGUUACGUCCAGCAGCAGCAUCAGGGCCAUCUCCAGCACCACCAGCAGGAGUACGACAACCAACACUACAACAACCACUACGCCCAACAACGCUACACCGAGCACCAAGACCGGCGUCUGAGGAAGAUGUCCACGCCGACGCAUAUACGCACUGUAGCGGUUCCUUCGGGGUUACCUAUGCGUUCGCAGUCGACGAGGCUUGGAGGUACCGGUGGGGCCCAAUCGACGAGAGCGUUGAAGCCGACACAUACGACGCUCUCGGCUGCGUCGCCUGUAUCGGAGCCGCUCACUUCGACGGGAGUCCCUAAACCCCUAGUCUCGCCACGCACGAGUUCAGCGCUAGUCACACCUCUCAAAUCGGCAUUGAAGGCGCCCAAGGCGACGUCGGUUCCGCCGGAGCUUGCCCUCGAGGAUUCCUCGCCUGCUCGUCCUCCCGUCGAGUUUACCCUCACAGAUUCGUCUGGGCUCACCGACGCGACUGGGUUCAUUAACGGGACUGCCGCCACGGUUGAGGCUGUCCCCAGGGACUCGUGCGAGCUCCCGGAUUCGUCUCAGCGCCUGGGCACGAACGAGCUCCUCGUCGAGUCCGAGCUCCCCCCGGGCGAAUCUGGCAUGCACGUCGAGUCCGAGUCUGCGUCUGGGCUUGUUGCAGAGUCGUCCGACUACCUCCCGUAUGCCUGUCCGACUAUGGAUAUCGUCGACGCUUAUGCCCAGUUCUCGCCUGUGCGCGCUGAACACCACGUUCACUCGGAAGAGCCUCUUCAGUCCGACCUUUCCCCUGCUGGCCCUAUCGCUCCAUCGCCAUCCCCUUCUCAAUCGGAACACCCCCACGCCCAGUCAGAAGUCCCUGAGUCGGAACCUCUUGCCUCGUCGGGAGUCGCAUACACCCGUGAGGGCGCUAACAGCAAACCCGAACGUCCUCCCUCUGAAUCGCUGUUGAUCCAGGUUGAGCUCCCGCCUCUCGAGGCUGGUCUUCCUUUCGAGAUUGAUCUUCCUCGGUCUGAGGAAUCUGGAUCUGCUGGAGUGGAUGGGAGUCGUGGUGAUGCGAGCCCUCGAGUGCAAGUUGGCCAUGGGGAGAUGGGUGCGAGCCGGAAGGUACAAGUUGCGGAUGGGGAUGUGGAUGCGGAUGUGGAUAUGGAUGUGGGUACUUGCGAGGGAGGCGAGGUUGCGCCGCCUCGGCUGGAGCUACCGCCUCAGCUGGAACUUUCGCAUAUGGCUGGUACCACGCUCGACCUUUCCGGGACGUCUGAUGCGGAGGAUACGUCCGACCUUCCCUAUACAACAACAUCUUCGCCUCCAGAGUCGGAUCCUACCGUGUCUACGUCUAGGUCUAUUUCUACGUCUACACCUCCAGUCGAGUCCGACCUGCCCUAUAAUAACAAUCCAUCGAUGCCUCCCAUGACCGAAUCUCCUGCCCAGGCUCCAGGGACCGAAGCGGAUAUCGAGUCCGGUACCUCCCCUGCAGAAUCUGAACUCCCAUAUACGUAUACGGAUACGUGUACCACCACUCCCCUCCCUCUUCCACCAGUCAUCCCACCACCCUCUCCUCUUCCGAUAGUCAUCCCACCACCCUCUCCUCUUCCGAUAGUCAUCCCACCACCCUCUCCUCUUCCGAUCGUCAUCCCACCACCCUCUCCCCUCCCGCCCGUCAUUCCUCCCCCCUCGGCAGUCCUCAUUCCAAGCCCGAAGAAACCGAAACGGGGCCCACCGCAGGCUCCUGCCCAAGACCAAGACCAAGACCAAGCCAUCGUCGGUCAAAGAGAGGACGGCGAUCGCGUGCAUCAGGUUAGCGACGGCCCAUCGAACGUGGUGGAUGAGGAACGCGUGAAAGAGCUGGGUGGAGUACACGGAAAGGACUUGGAGGAUGAGCAGUGCGAGUUGAAGGGCAUUAAUGAGAGUGGAGACGUGCACGAGAAGGAGUUGGAAGAAAUUAAAGAGAAAGACCAACCCCAAACCGUGGGCGCGCUCAUCCGCUACGGGACGUUUAACAAUAUUUUUGAGACGGAGGGUGGGGGGAUUGGAGGGGGCGGUGGGGGGCCUGUGGGUAACAGCGUUGGACCGUCUGCUGGUAACGGCGUCAGUUCCUCUGGAAGCGUGUCUGGAGGAGUAGGUGUCUCUGAAGCAGGAGGAGGAGUCUCCGCGAGCCAAGCACGACCUACUCCUCGAGACAAAGGUAUCGGCAACGCCGUCGGUUUCCUCGGCGGUGCGGCGAAUCGCAAGAGUGUUGCGGAGGGAAUUGCGGGGGGUAUCGCUGCUGGUCUUCAGAGUGCUGGCAAGGGUGGGAAACCGAAGAAGAGGGGGUCGAAGCUUGGUAGUUUGAUUCUGGGGUACUUCAAAUCCAAUUCCUCGGCUUCCAAUUCGCCUACAUCUUCGUACUCACCGUCGACGUCGACGCCGGGGUUGUCGACCUCCCAUUCGCUAGCUCCGACGCCGACGAGCACGCCGCCUCUUACACCUACUACGCCGAACUCUAAACGCUCUGUCUCGCCGAACUACGCCAACCAAGGCACAAGUAGCACCAACUCAACGAAUACGAAACAAAGCGCUAGCUCCUCGAAUACGAAACAAAGCACCACCAACUCACCGAAUACGAAGCACCGCAGCUCGAUUCCUAGACCUAAAUUCAAGUUCAAACGCGACCCGGCGUUGACGGUGCAGGUCACGUCGACGGUGACGACGACGAGUGUGAAUGUUGGGUAUGAUCCUAGGGGUGGGGUUACGAGGGAACACGAUGCUAGGGCCAGCGGAUAUACGAGGGAGUACGCCAGCGCUCCUAGCUCGCCCACGUCCGCUUGUUCCUCUACAUUCGGUCACUCCUCGUUUGGGUAUGGCGGUGGUGGUGGUGGGGUGAGGGGAGCGAAGAGUGCUGGGUUGGGUGUUCCCCCUUCGCCGUAUGGUCACGGUGCUCCUCCCGCUUCGCCGCAUGGGUAUGGGUCUUCUUCGUAUACGCAGGGAGCACCGCCUUCGCCUUACGCGCCUGCACCGUCUUCGCCUUAUGCACCUGCUCCUCCCUCGCCUUACGCCCCUUCCCCCGCCCCACCUUCGCCGUACGGUAAAGGAUCCUUGACCGCCCCUCCCUCGCCGUACGGUAAAGCGAGGGAGCUGGCCUCCUCGUCUGCGUAUGGGCAGAUGGGAGGUAUGAGUGCGCCGAGCUCGCCCCGUUUCCACGUGUCGUCGUUGGGGAAGGUGGAUGAGGAGGGUGCGUAG
Coprinopsis cinerea okayama7#130 is the source of this 3924-nucleotide messenger RNA. RefSeq lists its product as hypothetical. Bases 1 to 3924 code for a protein of 1307 amino acids. The transcript has 2 exons. NCBI's taxonomy places the organism in Eukaryota, Fungi, Basidiomycota, Agaricomycetes, Agaricales, Psathyrellaceae. The record is from RefSeq and is a predicted model, not a curated record.